Molecule: messenger RNA, 984 nt
Organism: Wickerhamiella sorbophila
Lineage: Eukaryota; Fungi; Ascomycota; Dipodascomycetes; Dipodascales; Trichomonascaceae
Exons: 1
Coding region: 1-984 (327 amino acids)
Biological process (GO): regulation of transcription by RNA polymerase II
Cellular component (GO): nucleus
Source: RefSeq, a predicted model, not a curated record
AUGGCUGACGGAAAUGCGCACACUAGCGCAUACGAGUCAUUUGGUGAUUUUAACGAUUUUUCUUCUCAGCAAAAGGACUGGCCACACCCUAUCGAUGUGGACAUGACCCUUCGAGCUGAUAGCCUCUAUAUCCCACCUGACCGGGCAUUAGCAGACGAGCGGGCUCGCUGGGUGGAGCACCCAGAGGCUGUGGACGACGACGACGAUGACGACGACGACAUGUUCGAUUACGACUUCCCCGUGGGACCCGCAUCUUCUUACGCUGCCGAUUCUCUAUCGGCUCAGUUCGCAUAUCCUGCCUCGACAGGCCAUUACAACGAUGAGUCACACUUGACCGACGGCUACGACAUUUACCGGGUGCCCAACUCUUUUGGCUCUGCGGAAAACUUUUAUUCUUUGCCUUACAAGCCCGUGGAGUCCAUUGCUCCCUUAGACCUUCAGCUCAGCCACGAAGGCGUUCCGGCGCAGAUGGACGAUAUGCCCCGCUUUGAGCCGGCAAGCCCAAUCGAUUACGAUACCAUGGAUUCCACUCCCGAUCUUGUAAAUGACGAGCAAUCUAGCGACAAUCAAGAGAGCUUUGAAUUCGACAUGGACCUCGAUCUCGAGCAAGACAGUCCUGCCCACUUUCACGACCCACCGACGAUUCACGACGUGAAGACAGUUACCGACCCAUUGCGCACCCCAUCAAUUGAUGUCGCUCGAGCCGAGCCGCCCGCCGCCCCUGCCCGCCCCACGCCGGCAGGAAAUACCAAGCGCAAGAAAGUCGCACACGGCCCCAACCGCUGCGACAUGGUCUUGCCCAGCGGUGAACCUUGUAAUAAGGCGUUUACUCGCCCUUACGACCUGGCAAGGCAUCAGGAAACCAUCCACGCUCAGGUCCGCAAAAUGUUCACUUGCCCAGAGUGUGGCGACAAAUCCAAGACUUUUAGUCGUAUGGACGCCCUUUCCCGGCAUAUCCGUAUCAAGCAUUCCCGCAAAGAUUGA